Messenger RNA from Penicillium cataractarum, 1377 nucleotides. RefSeq names its product putative Rad51 family DNA repair protein. Gene Ontology annotation, molecular function: four-way junction DNA binding. Gene Ontology annotation, cellular component: centrosome; replication fork; Rad51B-Rad51C-Rad51D-XRCC2 complex. The transcript is spliced from 2 exons. Gene Ontology annotation, biological process: DNA strand invasion; double-strand break repair via homologous recombination. Bases 1 to 1377 code for a protein of 458 amino acids. Lineage: Eukaryota; Fungi; Ascomycota; Eurotiomycetes; Eurotiales; Aspergillaceae. The record is from RefSeq and is a predicted model, not a curated record.
AUGGCCGCCAGUUUGGGUGCGACGGCGCUGGCUGAUGUGCAUCACCAAGGGCUGGACCAGAUUCUGAAUGAACUGGCUGCUGUCUGCCCUACUAGUCUUGAUCAACAGCCGCUAGUGGGUGUCCCUGUCAUUGAUGCUUUGCUGGAAGUCUUCAUGCAGAGACUACCGGGCACUGCAAUUGAGACAGAACGGCAUUUAUACAAUAAUGAACCACCAGAGCGAAUAAUUACAGAAGACGAGGAGAUGCUCUUGAACUACGAUGACCAGGCUGAUGAGACUGCCACUUCUGGGGAAUCACCUGCCCAAGCAGAUCCUGAGCCAUCAUCCAAUGUCCUCUUUUCGAGCUCGGUCCCCAGACACAAGCGAGCUAGGCCAGUCGUGGAAAUUUCCAGCAGUCUUUCCGGUGCUGGGAAAACACAAUUACUAUAUUAUAUGACUGCGCGUGCCAUAUUGCCGAGAACUUAUGGCGGCGUCUCCAUCGGAGGGCUCGAGGCAGCUGUGGUCUGGAUGGACGCUGAUGAUCGGUUCGAUGUCUACAGACUACGAAAUGUGGCCGAAGGAAUUCUACGACAAGCACGAGAAUCAGUGGAUGAUGAGACAUCGGAUCAGCAAACUGGACUCUGUUCAGAUGGACAGCUGACAGAGAUUUUGACAUCCUCCCUCCAGCAUGUCCAUGUCUUUCGCCCACAAUCAUCCUCGGCCCUUCUUGCCACGCUGUGUACCUUAGACAAGUAUCUUUAUGAUCUAUCUCGCCAUCAUUCUGCCUCACGGCCGCUACACAUGCUAGUCAUCGACAGCGCCACAGCAUUCUUCUGGCAAGACAAAUUACGGGACGAAGUGGCUCGCACCGAAGAGAUUGGGCGUCCUCGACCAGAGUCUGAUCAAAAGCGGGAGAUGAAACAGAUCUUCAACCUCUCUGAUCUGUACGCUCAGAUAGUCAACGAGUUGAAGCGACUGCAGGGUCGAUUCGGAUGCGCCGUGGUGUAUACAACAACAGUCUCCAGUGGCCGUCUGCCUGCUUCAACUACCAGCGGUCAAUCUGGUCCUCUUGGCCCAUAUGACCGUCCACCGUCUCAGACACCAUCCCUGCGGCCUGCAUUGCCAGCUCCAUGGGGCACGUUCCCGGUCCUCCGCUUGGUGGUUCACAGGGACAGGGUUCGCCCGUUCCCACCGGCUAUGAGUGCACACGAUGCCCGGAGGGAUGCCCCCAUGCGACAGAGCGUUGUUACUCAAGGCAAGUUCUCAGCCUGGGUCAAUGCAUGGGGUCGUGAGGAAUGGCCUCGUCGAGUGGUGGAUGGUGUCAACUGGUAUAAUGGCGGGUGCUUCUCAUUCUACGUACGAGCGACUGGAGUUGAAAUCCCAUUGCCAGACAACUGA